This is a messenger RNA of Anopheles cruzii, 4742 nucleotides long. It is a transcript of the gene wts, whose product is annotated as serine/threonine-protein kinase Warts. Gene Ontology annotation, biological process: positive regulation of apoptotic process; hippo signaling; regulation of organ growth. The record is from RefSeq and is a predicted model, not a curated record. The coding region runs from base 68 to 4000 and encodes 1310 amino acids. The transcript is spliced from 9 exons. NCBI's taxonomy places the organism in Eukaryota, Metazoa, Arthropoda, Insecta, Diptera, Culicidae. Gene Ontology annotation, molecular function: protein serine/threonine kinase activity; ATP binding.
CGCCGACGCCAGUGAAAUAUGCGAAGUUUUAGGAAAUAGCAAUAAGUUAUGCAUAUUAUAAGUCAAGAUGAAUGGAAAAGGCGGCAAAGUCCCGUCGUCAGUGGCGCGCCACUCGACGUACAACGCGAUCGCACUGGAGCAGAUCAAAAACGAAUUGAUGCCCUACGAGACGGGCCAGCCGUUGGGUGGUAGUCAGAUCACAGCCCCUCUGAAGCGCAAACCGAGCAUCGAGAAGGAUGCACCCCAAUCGCCGCUGCACAUGCAGCGAACCAGCCCAGCCCUCGAUUCCGGGGCCGGCAGCUCGCGAUCGAAUAGUCCGCACUCGCAGCAACCGUUCGUCGCGCUCGGGCGCAGCUCGCAAUACUCACCGUCGCCGUGCCCGACGAACUUUAGCGAUGCGCCUCCGAUCCCCCCGCCCCGCUGUUCUUCGACACCGUCGACUCCGCAGCCACCGAACCCGAUGCAUCUGCUGAAGCGCAUGUCGCCGGCAUCGGUGGCUUCGGGGCGGAACGGUCAGUUCGGUGCAUCGCAGUCGCCGGCCCGCGGUUCGUCGCCCAUCUCGAGCACCAACCAGCUCCGGCAACCGAUCAUCGUGCAGAACGGGCCGCAGGUGCAGCAGCAACUGAGCCAGCAGAUGGCCGUGUACACGGGAAGCGAACCGCCACCACCGUACCCGCAGAUCGGCCCAUCGUCCCCGCCAAACUAUUUGACGUCGUUUCACAGCCGCCAAAGUCCGACCCAAUCGUCGCAGGAUUUUCGCAAAAGCCCCAGCUCCGGCUUUUACUCGAACACCUCGAUCGGGUCGUCCAGCCCGAUCCCCGUCUCGCAACCGGGCGGAGGUGUCGGCUCAUCCGGCGGCUCGUCCGCGGCAUGCGGCGGCUCGAUUCAGCGUCCGAUACCGUUGCAACCGAAACCGUCGGCGCAUGCGGGGCCACCGCCACCGAAGAGUGCCCAGCAUCCGAUCAUCAUGCAUUCGGUCAAAUCGACGCAGGUCCAGAAGCCGAUCCUGCAGACGGCCGUGGCGCCACCGGCACCGGCCGGCGCUGGCGGAGGCCAUCCACUGCAAGCCAUCGAUCGGCACAAUCCACCACCACCAUCGUAUGCCGUCUCGGUGCAACACAAGCUCAGCAAGGCGUCCGGCUACGGGAUGGCUACCAGCGUUACACCACCGCCACCGUCACCAUCUGCCAUGAGCGCGCACGAUACCACGAGACCACUGGCCGGCGGGUCCUCCUCCGUCGGUCCGAAGCAACCACCACAGCAGCUUCGCGCCAAACUCACGCUGCCCGGUAUGCGGGAGCAUCCCACGAACGCCGGUACACCACCGUCGGCUAACGGCGGUGGCGGCGGCGGCGGAUCGUCGUCGUCUUCGUCCGGUGGCGGCAGUGGCGGGAACUCCCCGCACGAUCCGCCGUCCUACGAUUCGACGAUGAUUCUGCUGCAAAAACACUCGUCGCCCGGCAAAAAAGAACCCCCGCCCUAUCUGCAUGAUGGAGGGUCGGCGCCUCCACUGCCACCGCCACCCAACUGCCACGACCAGGCCGCGGCGGCGGCAGCAACCAACGAUCACAGCAAUGGCCUCGAGCAUCACCAGCAUCAUCAUCAGCUAAGGGCCGGAAGUGCCGGCAGUGUUGGUGCCAGUGGCGGUCACAAUCUGGGGAUGAGCGAGAGUGGCGGAGUGCCAAACGGAGGCAACCAUCUGCCACCCAGCGGCAGCGGCGGCGUCAACAGCAGUAGUAGUCAUAAUGCUAACGCGAAUAAUAUUAACAACAACAACACUAAUGCUAAUGCAAAUAAUAAUAAUAAUAAUAUGAAUAGUAUGCAUAAUCACAAUAAUCACGAUACUAGCACGAUGAUGCACAACAGCGUCAAUAAUAAUGCCAUCAGCAAUGGCAGCAAGGCUAGCCAGAGUCAGGUAGCGGCGGCGUCGAAUUACGGAAGCAGCCGGACGCACGGCGAUGAUGGGCUAUCGCAACACCAUCUGCACCACCAUCAUCACGCCGCCGCCGCCGGUCACCAUCAGCAGCAGCACCACCCGUCGGCGAAGGUGAUGAAGGGUCACAUGAAUGGACCGUAUGCCCACAAAGGGCCCGCUGUGAUGCAUCAACAACAAUCGCCUCACCAGCAACAUCAUCACCAGCAGCAGCAGCAGCAGCAACAGCAGCACCGUCUUCCGUUGCCACACCAGCAACAUCAGCCGGUAUCGCACGAUAUCAAGCAGCAGCGUGGAAUGGCGACAGCGUCGGUGCGAAGCACUCUUCUGAAAACGGUGCGCUUCCCGACCAUCAGCAGCAACGGUCCCGCUCCGGCCUAUACCAAUGGCGGUGGUGGUGGCAGUGGCAUGACGGCGCACGAUAGCAAUGGGAAUGAAAGGGAACCCUCUUCGCCAUCGGCCGUUCAUCCACCGGCGGCACCGACGAGUAGUGGUGGCAACACGGGAGCCGGGUCUGCCACCUCUUCCAGCGCCGGCAGUGGUGGCACCGGUACAGGGGACGAUAACCCGCGGAAGAUCAAACACCAGUCACCGAUCCCGGAGCGCAAGAACCUGUCGAAGGAGAAGGAAGCGGAGCGCUCGGAGUGCAAGGUGAAGCACUACUCGCCCCAGGCGUACAAGUUCUUCAUGGAGCAGCACAUCGAGAACGUGCUAAAGUCGUACUCGCAGCGCAACUUUCGCAUCAAGCAGCUGGAGAGCGAAAUGUCGAAGCUCGAUCUGCCGGAGGAGACCAAGAUCGAGAUGCGCAAGCUUCUGUGCCAGAAGGAGAGCAACUACAUUCGGCUGAAGCGCGCCAAGAUGGACAAGUCGAUGUUUGCCAAAAUCAAAACGAUCGGCGUCGGGGCGUUCGGGGAGGUGACGCUGGUGAAGAAGAUCGACACCACCAACCAUCUGUACGCGAUGAAAACGCUGCGCAAGGCGGACGUGCUGAAGCGCAACCAGGUGGCUCACGUGAAGGCGGAGCGGGACAUUCUCGCCGAGGCCGACAACGAGUGGGUCGUGAAGCUGUACUACAGCUUCCAGGACAAGGACAAUCUUUACUUCGUGAUGGACUACAUACCGGGCGGAGAUCUCAUGUCGCUGCUGAUAAAGAAAGGCAUAUUCGAGGAAGACCUGGCCCGAUUCUACAUCGCUGAACUGACGUGUGCCAUCGACAGCGUGCACAAGAUGGGAUUCAUUCACCGCGAUAUCAAACCAGACAACGUACUGAUCGACCGAAAGGGCCACAUCAAGCUGACCGACUUUGGUCUCUGUACCGGUUUUCGCUGGACGCACGACUCGAAGUACUACCAGAAGAAUGACCAUGCCCGGCAGGACUCGAUGGAAGCGUGGAGUAAGUUCGGCUCCGAUAUUCCACCACCACUAGAGAGGCGGAAGUUCCGCGAAAAGAAUCGCGCCAAGGCGCACUCGAUAGUGGGAACUCCCAACUACAUUGCACCGGAAGUGCUGCUGCGCAGCGGAUACACGCAGCUGUGCGAUUGGUGGAGCGUCGGUGUCAUACUGUACGAGAUGCUAGUCGGACAACCUCCAUUUUUAGCAAACACGGCAGAAGAAACACAGAUUAAGGUAAUACAUUGGGAAAAAACACUGCGAAUUCCAGCGGAGGCGCAGCUAACGCCAGAAGCCAAGGACAUCAUACUGGGGCUGUGCACGAAGGAGGAGGAUCGGAUUGGGCGCAACGUGGACGAGAUUAAAUCGCAUCCGUUCUUCCGGUCGAUCGACUUUAGCAAGGACCUGCGCGGCCAGCAGGCACUGUACGAGCCGAAGAUCAAGUACCCGACCGAUACGUCCAACUUCGAUCCGAUCGACCCGGGCCGGCUGCAGGACUCGUCGUCGUCCUGCGACGACGGUGGUCCGGGGGGCAACCUGGACGAACUGUGUGACAGCGGGAAACCGUUCCACCACGGGUUCUUCGAGUUUACCUUCCGGCGGUUUUUCGAUGACGAUUGUGAUCACAAAAUCACGCUCGACUCGAGCGAGGGACAGGCGGAAGCUAUUUAUGUAUGAUAAUUACUCUAAUAUUAUUAACUCUAUUAUCCCAUUUAUACAAUUACUGUACGUAAAGGAUAUAACAAAAGGAAAAGGGAAACCGCACGCGACAGACGCGGGUUGCGCUCGAGGACAGCGAAACACAGCGGAAACAACCCAUGCGUGCGAUAAACAGUAUCAAUCCGUCGCUCCCUGGCAAUAGCUUGUUCGGCACAGAGCAAGGCAGCAGCAUAAGUGCACUUACAAGGAUAUCAAGAGUGAUUCUUGGCUUUACAGAGAGAGAGAGAGAGGGAGAGUGAGUAUACAACACCGGUUCCUCUCCAGGAGAUAGAAACGAAAAUAGUUCGUUCAAAACUAGACACGAGUAAAUUAGCAAACGCGCCGUGCGGCUUCGUUAUUCGAGCUUAAAGAAAAGGGACGGGACGCUAUGCAAAACAAACGCCCCAGCGCGCGCACUGUGGGAGCUCAUACAGGUUUAGUUUCUCUUCCUUGGAUUAUCUCUACUACUAUUUUAUUAUUUUUUAAUACGCGAAUUCGUUGUACAGUGCAAAUAUGUGUGAUUCUGGAUUUAGAGAGUAUUUAGAGCGUAAGAGAAGAGAGGCCGGAUAGGGAAAGCGAAAAGAGCAAAACACCGGGGGGCAGGGUGGAAGCGUGAAGGGGCAACGAUAAACGAUAGAACCGUAUUCUGAAUCGUAAUACUCUACAAAAGCGAAAAUAUAACUAAAACGCGAACAACGGAUCGAAAAUCCCACACCGGAGG